Messenger RNA from Athene cunicularia (burrowing owl), 4075 nucleotides. It is a transcript of the gene DIPK1B, whose product is annotated as divergent protein kinase domain 1B. Lineage: Eukaryota; Metazoa; Chordata; Aves; Strigiformes; Strigidae. The transcript is spliced from 6 exons. The record is from RefSeq and is a predicted model, not a curated record. The coding region runs from base 1 to 1443 and encodes 480 amino acids.
AUGCUGGGGUACCUGGAAUCAGAUGCCACGAACUCCCCAACUGGUCUCCUCUCAUCGCACAGCCUGGCCAGAGCUACCAGCGUGUUGCAACCGGCUCAGGAUCUCCUCCAAAAAUCACGGUGCUGGGUGCGUGGGAAGGUGAAGAAGCCCUUUGCUUCUUCCCACAUGCCCACGGGCUGGUGCCUGUGCCACAACAUGCCAUGGGAACAGAGUCGCCUCCCGGGCAUCAAGGUGAAGUACCUGCUGGUGGUGUGGCUGGGCAUCUUCGUGGGCAGCUGGGUGGCAUACAUGCAUUACUCGUCCUACUCCGAGCUCUGCCGCGGCCACGUCUGCCGGAUGAUAAUCUGUGACCAGUACAAGAAAGGAAUCAUUUCGGGCUCCACGUGCAAAGAUCUGUGUGAGGAGCGCAGCCUCCUCUUCCAGCACUGCCUCUCCUCCUCUCCCACCCAGCAGGUUUACAGGGGGCUCUGGAGGGAGAGGGAGGUGAUCAUCAAAUGCGGCAUCGAAGAAGCUUUGAAGGCAGACAACCACCCGGACUCUGUGCCCAGGAGAGACGUGGUCCUCUUCGACAAACCCACACGGGGGACGUCGAUUGACGAGUUCAAAGAAAUGCUCCUCAACUUCCUGAAGGCCAAGCUGGGAGAUCAGCCUUCUCUUGCAGCCCUGGUGAGCCGGAUCAUCACCAUGGCAGACGUGAACCGCGAUGGGAAAGUGUCUUUAGCAGAGGCCAAAUCCAUCUGGGCACUCCUUCAGCUCAACGAGUUUCUUCUCAUGGUCUCCUUGCACGAGAAAGAGCACACUUCCAAACUGCUGGGGCACUGCGGGGACCUCUACGUCACCGAGAAGAUCCCCCACACCUCCCUCUAUGGAGUGAAUGUCCCCCCUUUCCUCCAGUCGCUGCUGCCUUCGGUCGUCCACCAAAUCAUCCACCAGUGGUUUGCACCAGCGUGGCCCCGGCGGGCCAAGAUCGCCAUCGGCCUCCUGGAGUUUGUGGAGGAAAUAUUCCACGGGACCUACGGGAACUUCUACAUCUGCGAGACCGGCUUUAAGAACGUGGGCUACAACGAUAAAUACGACUUCAAAAUAGUCAACCUGAGGAAGGUGGCGACGGAGAUGACAAUCAGAGGAUUCCUCAAGGGCCGUCACUGUGAGCAGAACGUGGACUGCACCUACGGGAAGGACUGCACGGCGACGUGCGACAAGCUGAUGAAGCAGUGCAAAAGCGACGUGGUGCAGCCCAACCUGGCGAAGGUCUGCGGGUUGCUGCAGGACUAUUUGCUGUACGGAGCGCCGCUGGAGCUGAAAGAGGAGCUGCAGAAACAGCUCCGAACUUGCAUGACCCUCAGCGGCCUGGCCAGCCAGAUGGAGGUGCACCACUCCCUCGUGCUGAACAACCUCAAGACCUUGCUCUGGAAGAAGAUUUCAAACACCAAAUAUUCCUAACGGCGGCGACGGCAUGGGGAAAGGACAUCCCUGGAGUUUAGAAUCUGCAAUCCUGGAGUAAAGUCCAAGGGUUGAAGGCCUGUUUCUCCAUCCUCUCCCCCACAGGAAAAAUACACCCUGCGCAGGGAGUUCAGCACAGCUUCUCCUUCAUGGAAAACCAAGCGUCAUGACUUCCACCGCCCAGCAGGAUCAUCGGUACCGUCGGCGAGAGCGUGCUGCAGAGCUGGGACACGGGCAGCCGGGACACGGGCAGCUGGGCUGAGCAGCCUGGGGGGGAGAAGAGGACACGGAAAGAAGCGAGAAGGAAGCGGAGCCCAGCUGGACGCAUCUAACUGUUCCUUGAUGAACAGGAAAGCAGCGCAGAGAGAGGAGAAUGAAUCAUUCAUGCUGUACAUGUCACAUCUUCUUUUGAUGAACGUCUCUGAUGUAAAUAAAUAGCUUUUACGUGAAUCACACCAGUACAUCAAUAGCAAAACAGCAGCAUUUUAAGUACCAGCUUGCUCGUGAUCUAAAAAGGAGAAAAAGGUAGAUUUCCCUAUUCAGAAGUCUCUGCUUAAGUGUCUGAGUCAUCGGCCAUCAGCGCCAGCUGUAGCUUAGGAAGCAGAUACGCUGUCUUUCCACAGCGGAGAAUCCUGCCAAUUCUUUCACUCCUUUUCUAAGUGCCUGACCCCAGACAGUGACGCGGUGGCUUGUGCGAGGCUCCCACCCGGCUGCUCCUGCCUGCAAUCGGCAGCACAGGCCGUUCCCCCCCGCGUGUCGGCUUCGGAAGAACCUAAGGCCAAGAAUAGCUUAAAGGAAAAGGGCUAAACAUGAACAAUUCUGAGCAGUUAACGUAUGUGCUCCGCGUGUUACUUCCCACAAUACUCAGAGGAGGGAUAAGCCAACCUCAUGGCUUAAUUCUAAAACUAAGCUGGGUUUGCACUGCAGAGGUUAAAGAUUAACACCAGAAUAACCCAGUGCUUGUCUCAUUAUUAAAACGAAUUUCCAGGCAAGCUCUGAGCAGGUUUCAAGACAUUUAUUUGGCUACUAUUACAUACUACCAGGUCUCUAACUACAGUGUUUCCUUUAAACGCACAAUUACAGCAACCUUUUAAAACUACAGGUAGAGAGGAAGAGUUUAUGUAAACUACUCUGAGCUUGCUGUUCCCAGCACAAUCGUCCUCCUGCUGAUGGACCAUAUGCCAGUGCUCUUGCCAACAAUUGCUUAGGUAAGUGGACCAUAGAUCUGAAGUACAAUCACAAAGAAAAAAAAUAAAAUACAUCUGACAGGAUCUAUCGCCUGUGAAGGCAAGCAGUAGCGUCAUGGCUACAAAUUUAUGAGCCCUUUGGUGGAGCGAUAUCAGUAUUCCCUUCUAUUAGUUCUAUAGGAUCAUCAUUACCUCUCGCUGUUAUUUACGGAGGAAAUGUUUCGGUGUCAGCAGUGCUCUAAAUCUAGCAGGGAGCCGGCGCAGCUCACUCCCCGCAGAGUUGGCUUCGCGACGUAACUCAUCUGCGGGAGGCCAAGCGGCUGGAGGGCUCCUGUGUUUGAAGGGAGGCAAGUUCCUGAGCCCGCGGAGUCACCCUUAAUCCGGUAGAAACACCGCAGAGAUGGGCGAUGGGGGGUGCAGGUAGGAGGUUUUGGGGGGUGAAGGCUGGAAGUAGGUAACGAGGCUCCACGCAGCCACUCCAGCUCUAUUGUCCUGCAUUCCCAUGGCAACCAGCUCCACCGACAAAUUAAUUUUCUUCCGCUAUUAGAAAAAGGAGCCUAACAACCAGGCCAAACCCUCUCCUCGGAGUUUCAGCAAAGCCGUUCUUUACUCUCCCCUUCUGGGUUUGAAACCUACUAGUAAAUUUUGUCCAGAUAUUCCUCCGACACUUAAUCCCUGCUGCUCCCUUCCCCAAAAGCAGUGUUGGAUAAAAGUGGAGGGAAACCAUGUUCCUUGCUUAUCCACGUAAUCUUAAAUAUCAGAAACCUUUUAAGCAUUUAUAAAGAUGAAGUUCAAGGAGAAAGACAACCCCUGUCCAUGAAAGAACUAGCCAAGGCAGCUUCAUUCAAACAGACACUUGUGACAAGCACUGUCACGUUACCACACCAUCAGUCUCCACACCCCAGAGCAGCAGUGGACGCUCCCAGGAAUCUCUUACCCCAAGAACACAGAUUUUUGUUCAGCACUAAUAAAAAGCACAAUUGUUUUCAGACACGUGCUUAUGUUUCACAAGCUACACUGGGAGAAAAAUGACUAAAGGCAAAGCUAUUUCGCACUCAUGCCUUCUCCAGAUUUUCCUGCAUUAGCUGGAAAGAAAGAAGACAGAACACGCAAGACUGACAAUCUGAUCUCACCAGAUGCCAUUCAGCAGCACAGGGGGUUUGUGCCACAAGGGAAUGGAGGGAAGGAAGCAGCAAGACUUCUACCUUUCAUUGUUUAAAGUAAAAAAAACCCCAUCCCAGUUCUCAUAUCCACAAAUAAAAAGUCUUAAAUCCUAGAAUGGUUAAAAAUUAGUAUUACUUGGGGUGCUACAAAUACACAAGCAUAAUAAUUUCAGACUUCUUGUAGGUGGCAUCUUUAUUUAGCGGGUUGUAUUUUUUUUUUUUUUAAUUCUUUUUACCACGUAGAGAAAACACAGAUCCAAACCACAGUGCUUUAGAAUAUGG